CGGUGUCAUUUGCUGCCAGUCGCCGAAGGAUCCGUUAAAGUUUUUCGGUGAGUUGUUAUGGCUUCUGAUAUACCUAAAGUUCUCAUCUUAGGACAUUCUUUUGUCCGUCGUCUACAUUCGGAUCUUUCGGCUAAUUUUGAUUCCCGGGCGGAUCUUUCCUUUGGUUUUGCUGGUAGCAUCCAUGUUAUUUUGCACGGCGUGGGAGGACGCACUGUUCCUUUGCCUUGCGCCAGGGAUCUCCAUGUCGUUUCUCGGUCCUCUCCCGAUGUAGUUAUUAUUGAAAUCGGUACCAAUGACCUUUCCCGUAUUGGUCUUGAAGUUGUUGGCUCACGCAUUGAAGAAUUAGUGUUGCUCUUACGCAAAGAGUAUCCCGUUCGCGUCGUCGGUUUAUGCCAUGUUAUCCCACGGGGGCGUGCAUUCCGCGGUCACCGCGUAUUUAACAGAAAUGCUGAAACCCUUAACCAAAUCUCGAGUGUUCUUCUCGGGUCCUUGCCAAACGUGUUCUGCUGGUCACACAGGGGUUUUAAAAACCCUUUCCAUACUCCAUUCCUCCUUGAUGGACUUCCUUUGUCUCAAGAUAGCCAGUAUAUGCUGUAUCGUAGCUAUCGCGGUGCUAUCAUUCAUUCAAUCAACUUACUCAAGACAACGGAGACCGUAACUCAUCUUUAACGAUCGAUCUACAAAAAUGAAAAAAGCAUGAAAAGAAAAAUUAGCCACAAACAAGUGUGAAGGAGGCACAAAAAAUUAUGUGGAUGAACAGAUAUAAGUGAAUGAAAUACUUCAAUGCAGUUGGUGAAACUGCAUGAAAAAAAAAAACAAUACCACCACAAGGCAAGACUUAUAAAGAGAACAAAGAGAAGCAACAGAUAACCUGCAUCGUCUCUGGGAAGAUGGGCUACACAUCUGUACUACCAAUCUGGGAGAAAAACAAAAACACUCCAAAACUACUAUGAUGGCACUAUUAUGAAGAAACACAAUAUACAUGCUGUGAUACUAUAAAUGCUACAAUUACAAGUGUGGUCUGACUACCUCUAACGAAGAACUGCCAAAGGAAGACAUAAUCUGGAGGAUUACACUUGUCUAAUGACUGUUGAGGGGAUAGCAAACUCAUUGGCAUAAAGCAAUGGUUUAAUCUAUCGGGAAAAGUCUUCCGAUCUACACAUAUGCUGCUGAAAUAAUGUAUAAUGGUAUAACCUCUAAAAACUCUGACAGCGAACGAGCUUGGUGCUUGUCACCCUCUGACUGGAUUCUGCGAUUGAGUACUGUGUACAUAUACGAAAAAAACAAGCCAUAACUUUUGCUUAAACCUAUAAAUGAGUGACAAAGAAGAAUCAAAGGGCUCUGUGAGCCGACUUAUUCGCACUUGUCAUAAUGGUCCAUAAUGAAUGACGUCAUAGCAAGUGCUCCAUAUUGCAUUAUUGCCGAAAAUCUCGGAUUCCCUAUUCAGACAAAAAAACCCUGCAUAUCAUCCCCCGCUCCGCGCUCUCUUUUCUAGAGCAUACGCAGUUGAACUGAAAUAUGGUUGAAUGCAAUUAAAGCAAAUAAACCGAGUCUGCGAUGUGCUCCAAAUUACUAUUGUUCGGCCCCUGAAGAUCGUGCCCCCCCUCCCUCGCUUGGUCUCUCAGGUCCCUGCUUGUUUAUCCACAUGUUAUCCUCCCCGCACCACGCAUACCCUGCUGCGCAGAGCUUUCUGUGUCGCUCGUUUCCUUUCUCCCACAUCAACCUCAGCUGAAACGAGCCGGAUUUCGCGUUCCCAUUGUUUCAGAGUAGUGGUCCAGUAGCCAAUCAGAGAACGUUUUGGAAUCGGACCAAAAUAGAUGUCUAGUGUUUCCCGUGUGAAAAUGGCGGCGAUCUACUUUCCGAAAUCUAGAAUGUUCGCUGUGAUUGGUCAAUUUCGGGGACGCGAAAUUCGGCACGUUUCAACAGAGGUUGAUGUGGGAGAAAGGAAACGAGCGACACAGAAAGCUAUGCACAGGAGGGUGAGAAAGGAAACGAGCGACACAAUAAGCUAUGCACAGGAAGGAACACCCCGCACAGCUUCAACUUGCUAUGAUGAACCAUGGCUGCCAAAAGCAGUGCUUCACAUUUAAAAGAUAUCGAAGGUUAUGUUCAUAAAGUGUUAGACGUAAAGGUACCGGCCACUGGAAAUCGAUAUUUUGACUUCAAAGUCCAAGAGAGGGAGAAAGAAAGGCGGGUUGUAUGUUUUAGCCCGGAUAGCAGAAGUGAAUUGAGAGAAAGAGAGGAAUCGAAACAGCCAGUGAAACUGGAGAGCGUUUCCCCAAACAAGAGAAAGUUCGAACACGAUGCAGUCGAAUACAAAUUCCACAGCUUCUCGAAGGUUUCUUUAAAGAACCCUAGCUUUCCGUUGAAGGAUGUCGAAGGAGAACACGCAAACGCUUCCAUCAAGUACAUUUUAGAAAACUGUGCUACGGACGACAUUGUAGCAUUGAAGGGUAAAGUGCUGUCUAAAGGGAAAGAACAACAUGUCCACUCCUACGUCUACAAGAAGGAUCUAAGGAAAUGCGAAUUGGUGAUCGGAGAUUCGGCCGGAGCCAUACCUUUGACGGUCUGGGAAGAGUUCGUCAAAGAAGUUGAAGUUGGGCAGUCCUAUACUUUCAGUGAAAUCAAAGUCGGAUAUUUCAAGCGACGGUGCAUUAGCACCACCCCAAAAUCGACGAUCAAACCCUGUGAGGCGCUCGUUCCAACACCUGCUAUAGAGGUUGAAGCAGAGAGUUUCAAGCCAAAAGAAAAGGUCACUAAAGAUGUCAAUGGAAGCAUUGUUGCUGUGGAUGCAAGAAAGCAGUCCGUUUGUAUUAAUUGUAAGAAUAAAAUUAGUGACACUCCAGAAGGAUCAACAGUGGCGAGGUGUAACUACUGCAAGUUGAUGAUGAAAACAAGCAAAAUGGAUGCAGUUAUAAAUGCACACCUAGUGAUUAGUGGAGAGGAUGGGGAAAUUAUUGGACGCUAUCGGGCUUCAUCGAAUGUGUUAAAGGCAUUUAUGGAUAACAUUGCUGGUUUAGAAAACUAUCAUAUUGCAGCAAAGAAUUUCCAAGAGCUGAGCAAGAACCUAAUUCCGGAGACCCUUUUGUGUCUUGAUAAAGUUUUCUUUAAACUGGACGAUGAGGGGAAAGUUGUAAAAGUAAUGAAAGUUGUGCAAGAGGAGAACGUUGUAGAAGUAAUGAAAGUUGUGCACGAUUAGGGCAGGACUUCUAACAAUGUUUGUAGUUAUGAAUAGGACUGUUGUUGAUGCUAAUUUGUUGCUUCGCGGUGGAAGCAAGCAUUCAUGUGAAGAAGUGAACGGACGUUUAUAUUGCGUACUCAACUAAGCGGUCUCCUGUAAUGUAAAAGCUUUACGAGAAAACUACUAGAGACGAAUAUAAAUACACCCAGUUGAUCUUGUUCCCUUAUGUUUUCCUGCUACCGCUACCAAACGUUAUGACUUUUAUGAACUAAAGUGCGUUGGUGAGGAAAGGUUUCAGUGUUAAGUUAUAGAAGUUCCGUUGUUUUCAUGUGAUAUUAAAUAAAUGAUAUUGAUAUAAGAAGAUGUUAUUGAAUUCUUCCAUUUGUAUAGUAAAAAAUGAGUAAUAAAUUGUUGUGUUUCAAA
Messenger RNA from Nematostella vectensis (starlet sea anemone), 3604 nucleotides. RefSeq lists its product as uncharacterized. Lineage: Eukaryota; Metazoa; Cnidaria; Anthozoa; Actiniaria; Edwardsiidae. The record is from RefSeq and is a predicted model, not a curated record. The transcript has 2 exons. Bases 2060 to 3199 code for a protein of 379 amino acids.